Messenger RNA from Meriones unguiculatus (Mongolian gerbil), 360 nucleotides. Its product is annotated as non-histone chromosomal protein HMG-17-like. The transcript has a single exon. The coding region runs from base 1 to 360 and encodes 119 amino acids. Lineage: Eukaryota; Metazoa; Chordata; Mammalia; Rodentia; Muridae. Gene Ontology annotation, biological process: chromatin organization. The record is from RefSeq and is a predicted model, not a curated record. Gene Ontology annotation, molecular function: nucleosomal DNA binding. Gene Ontology annotation, cellular component: chromatin; nucleus.
AUGAAGAAGCAGCGACAGCGACCCCCAGAAGGACCAAACCCACACCCCACUGUAUCCCCACAUCCAGCACUGAUGUACUCCACCACUGCCGUGCUCGAAAGAAAGGCUGAAGGUGAUGCUAAAGGAGAUAAAAGCAAGGUGAAGGACCAGUCUCAAAGAUCUGCCAGGUUGUCUGCUAAACCUGUUCCUGCAAAGCCAGAGCAUAAGCCUGAAAUGGCCCCUGCAAAGGAAGAGAAGGUACGCAAGGGAAAGAAGGGGAAAGCCGAUGAUACCGGUAAGGAUGAAAAUAUUCCUGCUGAAAAUGGAGACCCCAAAACAGGCCAGGAACAGAAAACUGAAGGUGUUGGAGAUGCUAAGUGA